Schistosoma intercalatum is the source of this 558-nucleotide messenger RNA. Lineage: Eukaryota; Metazoa; Platyhelminthes; Trematoda; Strigeidida; Schistosomatidae. The record is from the annotation of a GenBank genome assembly.
AUGAGUACUGCUACUACCACUACUAGUGCCACUACUACUACUACUACUACUACUACUACUACUACUACUACUACUACUACUACUACUACUACUACUACUACUACUACUACUACUACUACUACUACUACUACUACUACUACCACUACUACUACGACUACUACUACUACUACUACUACUACUACUACUACUACUACUACUACUACUACUACUACUACCACUACUACUACUACUACUACUACUACUACUACUACUACUACUACUACUACUACUACUACUACUACUACUACCACUACUACUACUACUACUACUACUACUACUACUACUACCACUACUACUACUACUACUACUACUACUACUACUACUACUACUACUACUACCACUACUACUACUACUACUACCACUACUACUACUACUACUACUACUACUACUACUACUACUACUACUACUACUACCACUACUACUACUACUACUACUACUACUACUACUACUACUACUACUACUACUACUACUACUACUACUACUACUACUACUACUACUACUAUAAUUAUUCUGUAUUGA